Molecule: messenger RNA, 2714 nt
Organism: Notothenia coriiceps (black rockcod)
Lineage: Eukaryota; Metazoa; Chordata; Actinopteri; Perciformes; Nototheniidae
Gene: asb6
Product: ankyrin repeat and SOCS box containing 6
Exons: 7
Coding region: 121-1437 (438 amino acids)
Biological process (GO): intracellular signal transduction
Molecular function (GO): protein binding
Source: RefSeq, a predicted model, not a curated record
GACAGAUGUGGGCGUGCGGGAAAAGUGCUUCCUGUUAUGAACUAAGGGAAACAACCCGGCGGGAGUAACGUUAUCAUUUUUUAGGUAUUGACUUACUAAACAGUGUUGAGCGGAGGAGCCAUGCCUUUCCUCCAUGGGUUUCGCAGGAUCAUAUAUGAGUACAAGCCGCUCGUGGACGCUGUCAUGAGUGCAGUCGGACUGCUGGAAGUAGGCGGAAGUCACGAGGACAGAGUCAGAAGCCCUGAGGGAGAGUCCGCUCCUUGUAGCUCUCUGGCGGAGCUUCUGGAGCGAGAGUCCCAGUCAGAAGUGUUUGUGGAAGGCAUCAGCUGUUCUCUCUCGAAGGUAGCAGAGCACGGACUGGUCGACGCCGCUGAAAUCCUUCUACGAUACGGAGCUGAUCUAAACUUUGAGGACCCAGUGUCCUACUAUAACCCUCUCCAUAUGGCAGUUUUGAGGAACAAACCAGACAUGGUGAGGCUGCUGGUCAGGCACGGAGCAGACGUUGAAAAGAGAGACAGGAUCCAUGAGAGCAGUCCUUUGGAUCUGGCCAGUGAGGAGUUGGAGAGGCUGCCCUGCUUGCUCGUCCUUCUGGAGCUCGGUGCUGAUGUCAAUGCAAGGGAUAAACAUGGAAAAACCCCUUUGCUCCAUGCCUUUGCAAGCAGCGACGGACUCACUGUGCUCAACACAGAGAACAUUGAGCUUCUUCUUCAGAGAGGUGCUGACGUGAAUGCGGCUUCUUUAGACGGUGAAACGGCUUUGUCCUUGCUGGUGUUUGUGGUCACGGAGGCUCUGGAGGCCACCGCGGAGGACGCUGCUGAGAUGGGUAACUUUUGCUUGAAAGUCACACAGCUACUUUUGUCUCACGGUGUUGACCCCAGCUCCUGUCUGAAUGCGGACGGCAAGUCCUCGGUGAUGCCCACCCUGACGCAGACGAGCCUGGAGCACUUCGACCUGCUCUUCCCUCUGGCGGUGCUGUUAAUCCGUAGCGGAGCGUCUUUGGUUUGCUCCCAUCAUGGCGACUCUUGUUGGUCAGGGUACAGCCUCCUUUUCCAGCGGCUCCACACUGCCCUGCAGCAAUGCCCCGAUAAAAGUCACGCCUCCGAGCUGCUGGAGCAAGCUGAGGUGUUGCUCGACUUAGCGAAGGUUGACCUCAUCGCGUUGCAUGUGGAAGUGAAGCUCCCUGUGCCCGGUCGGGACCCUCACCCCUACGCUCAGGCUCUCAAGGACCUGCACAGCCGCGUAGAAGAGCAUGAAGCGAACCCUCCUGCUCUGCAAAACUUUUGUCGGGCGUUUAUAAGGAGCCACCUACAGCCUGGGCCCCUGGAAGACAGAGUGAAAGCUUUGCCAUUACCGGACAAACUGAAAGACUUUAUUCUUCCUGAGCCAAUCCCUAAGCCCGGCUGGGACUGCUUCAAGCCCCAACUUAGCCAGCGCUGACAAUAUAAGCUACCAAUAGUUUGUGCUCUACCUGAAAAUCUAAAUUGAAGGACUGAAAAAGCCAGUAGUAGUUGUAUAAAAGUACUGGGCACCAUUGAGGCCUUUUAUUUUAAAUCUUAUCAUAGUUUUCUCUGCCAAAUAACCAGACAACCAGUGUAUGUUUACUUCAAGACACAAAGUUAUGUCAAAUUACAACUAAUUAUUCUGAUUAAACUGCCACACAGUGAAGUGAGUCAUAUCAGUGAGUUUAGGCAGCGGCAAUACACAAUCAAAUCCACCAGAUGGCAAUGUUGCUCUCUCAGCUCAGAUGUUAGGGUCACAGAUUUAGCUAUUCACAGAGCAGCAUGUUUAAGUUGCUCCAGCGCAGUAGGCUCCAUCUAUAUUUCAUCUCCUCAACAUGAUGGUGGUGUAUUGUGGAAUUUGUGAAUAUUCUCGCUUAAAUAUAAAAAUGAACCAAUAAAUCAGUCGGGUUUCUCCCCAUCAGAGUCCUGACAGCUGCACACAAAUAUCAGUUUGACUUUUCUUUUUUUUAUGGCUGUCAACAUGUAACUGUUUUUAGCUGACCAGGUAGUGGCAGUGCAGCGCUGAGUGUGCCUCAAACUUACUGGCUGCCUGGUUAUAGUGAAGUAAUUGUUGCUAUAUAUAUUUAGCAUGUUCAUACACCAAACAUCAGUUGAGUGAAUGCAACAAAAAAAGGACGCUCCAACACUGCAGGAAGCCUGUAGAUGUUUUGACACUGUUCCACUGUGACAUAAUGUGUCUGCAGUGGCUGCUGGCCUGGAAAGUUUUACCAAGCAUUCUUAAUGCUAAUGUUUAAAUUCAGAUGAAUUCAGGGGCUCUUUCCUCUUUUUUUUGUUUUUUGCUUCCUCAUAUGCACAAACCCCAACCUGCACAUCCCGUCUUUGCUAAUAAACAAAUGUCUUCUAAAAGAAAUACACCACUGUAAUGCGGAAAUACUACAGGGUACAUAUGUGUUUGUGUCCAUGUCUCUGUGUGUGUGAGCAAACUAAAUAGGACAUUGUGUUACACAACUAACCCCUUCCUGACAUUGCUGAAGCUGGAGUGGCUCCAAGGCUUGCAAGCGCUCCAGCUCCUCUUGGUUAUCUAGGUCACAGCCUCUGAGGAGAAGAGCCUCAGCAGCAGCAGCAGCCCUGCAUGACACACGCUUCACUCUCCUGUCUGACUGAAUCUCUUGACAAAACCUCAACACUGGCCCUGGUCGAAUGAGGGUGGGUGAGAGAGAGAGAGAGAGAGAGAGAGAGAGGGAGGGGGUUGGG